Messenger RNA from Umbelopsis ramanniana AG, 1215 nucleotides. RefSeq lists its product as uncharacterized. Lineage: Eukaryota; Fungi; Mucoromycota; Umbelopsidomycetes; Umbelopsidales; Umbelopsidaceae. The transcript has 2 exons. The coding region runs from base 1 to 1215 and encodes 404 amino acids. Gene Ontology annotation, molecular function: glycogen binding; protein phosphatase 1 binding. Gene Ontology annotation, biological process: regulation of glycogen biosynthetic process. Gene Ontology annotation, cellular component: protein phosphatase type 1 complex. The record is from RefSeq and is a predicted model, not a curated record.
AUGACAGCUAGGACAGUUACCAUUUCUCAUGCGCCAGAACCCACACAGUUACUCUGGCCAAACAUAUGCACUAGAAAACCUGGCUCGAAUGACCUCCUAACCGGUACCAAUGGACUUUUAUCAAUACUGAAGUCAACCGGCCAUGUUGGCGGUCAGCCAAUCCCAGCCAAAUCCCGAAAAGCCCACUUUGACAAUAUUGCACUGGAACGAAUACGAUACUUUGAACAAGAAGAGUGCCCAAUAAUAAUCUCAACCGUCGGAAGUAAUGCGGAUAACAAUGAAAUUCGUCAAUACAUUCCCAAAAAAGAUACCCAACACUGGCAACGCAUCAGUAUCACCUACACAAACUGGACACCUCUAUCUAUUGAAACUCAUAGACUGGCACCUAUGGUUCUUUUGGAAAUGAUUCUUGCAGAACGACCCAGCUCAGAAGACCAAGAAGAUACCGAACACAAUAACGAUGCACGUGAAGACGUGACCAGAUUGAAAGGUACUGUACGGGUCCGGAACCAGUCUUACCACAAACAAGUAUCAAUACGGUAUACACUGAACGACUGGCAAUCGUUUGGUACUGUUAACGGAUAUUAUACUCGAUCGAUUUCUCCUCUAUACGACGAAUUUUCCUUUGACUUGGACAUUCCUCUGACCUUAUCGUCGGAUCAUCAAGCCACUAUCAGCACCCAAGUUGAAAUGGCAGUCCAGUAUUGCUUCAAUGGUCGGGAGUUUUGGGAUAAUAAUAACAGCAGAAAUUAUAAGCUCUUUGUCACACGACAUCCCACCGUACCGAAGAAGCCUUCGGUUGUGUAUCCUAAAACGAUCAAGCGACCACAUUCAGCCACUUCGUUAUUUACCUCCACUCAACCGCCGCCGCCUGUUGCGGAGCUGACCAAACAAUCUGCCGCACAUGACUCCGAACCUCCCACUGACAGCUCCAACAAUAAUAAUAUCAUUUCGUAUCCAAGUUACAACAAGAACAAUGUCUUGCUGAAAAAGCAUUUUAUGCAAGAAGUUUCCCUCGAAACCCUGUGCAGUGCUAAGCCUAAACAUUCUGGCAUUCGGCACAUAUCUAAACCCUGUAAUUAUGCUACCCUGUUGACAGAUGCUCCGCCUGCAGUUGCCCCAACCGUGAGCGAUUCUUUAUCUCAGACCUGGGUAAAAAAAUAUAGCUACCACGGCCAGCAACUAACUCGACAUAGACCUUCCAUUUUACUGUGA